Molecule: messenger RNA, 1777 nt
Organism: Dipodomys spectabilis (banner-tailed kangaroo rat)
Lineage: Eukaryota; Metazoa; Chordata; Mammalia; Rodentia; Heteromyidae
Gene: Iqcg
Product: IQ motif containing G
Exons: 11
Coding region: 93-1400 (435 amino acids)
Biological process (GO): cilium organization; sperm axoneme assembly
Cellular component (GO): cytoplasm; sperm flagellum
Molecular function (GO): protein binding
Source: RefSeq, a predicted model, not a curated record
CUUGGUUUGGGCUCUGGGCUGCAGGUGAAGGUGGCUGCAUUUUUGUGAGAUUUAAACAUACCUCAGAGAGAAGCAAUACUAACUCAAGAAAAAUGGGAGAACACAAACUACAAGCCAUGUCCUCAGAGUUUCCUCCCAGAGCCUGGCCUUCAGAGUUGGUGAUGGUGACAGGUGAACCACCGACUGCUGUGGAAGUAGAAGAAGUAGAUAAUGAAGAAGUAGAAGAAGGAAUCAUCUCAGAAGUCGUAGAACCACUCUGCCUUCUAGACAUGCUGAGGAUCUCUGCCAUCCUGGAAGACACCAUCGACCAGCUCUCAAUUCUAAACUAUAUCAUGCCCAUUCAGUAUGAAAGAAAACAAAGCAUCGGCGAGCAAUACAGUGCCCGAACAAAAGCUUCUACGGUUCAAAGUCUAGGGAAAAUAUCAACUCCUUUGUCAUCUAAAGGAAGACCCCCAUUGCCAGAACUCAGAGGAGGAAGCCAACCUCCCUUGGAGCUUCACAAAGCACAGGACCCUUUCUUUAAAACACCUACAAGGCAGACCAUCAUGACUGUGGAGGCAAUGAGAAAAAUUCAAAUGGAUAGGCAAUAUCUUAGUGACGUGAUUGCAAAUACCCGGCAGGAGUUGGAAAAUUCAAGCACUUUCACACAUCUCCAGGAAGCCUUGAGCAAAGAGAGGAAUGAGAAACUGCAUUUCUAUGAAGCCAUUGCCAGGGAGGAAAAAGGAAAAAAGCAGAUCAAAUCUCUUCAGAAGCAAGUAAUGAAUGUAAAAAAAGAACGACAAGCUGAAGUACAGAGUCGGAAUGAAUAUAUUUCUCACCUCAAGGACCAGCUUCAAGAGAUGAAGGCAAAAACCAACAUGGAGAAUCAAUAUAUGAAAAAAAAUACUGAGCUGCAGAUUUCUCAGACCCAGAGAAAAUGUAACAAGGCAGAGGAACUCUUGAUGGAGGAGAUUGAGAAACUAAGGAUGAAAACAGAAGAAGAGAACCGAACUCAUAUGGAGAUUGAAGUGUUCCUUAGAAAAGAGCAACAGAAACUUGAGGAGAAACUAGAGUACUGGAUGGAGAAGUUUGACAAAGACACAGAAAUGAAACAGAAUGAACUAACUGCUCUCCAGACUGCAAAGGCCACUGACUUGGCACACCUUCAGGAACUGGCAAAGAUGAUAAGGGAGUAUGAGCAGGUCAUUAUGGAAGAUCGUAUAGAAAAGGAGAAGACGCGGAAGAAGAUUGAACAGGAUGACUUGGAACUGAAGAGCAUCAUAAAGCUCCAGGCCUGGUGGCGAGGCACAGUGGUACGGAAGGAAAUUGGAACUUUCAGACUGCCUAAGAAAGAGAAAGAUGAUGUCAAGGAUGUGAAAGGUAAAGGCAAGGACAAGGACAAGUGGAAAGGCAAGAAAUGACCAAGUUCUCUUUCGUCCUUCUCUCUGGACGUUUGGAUGAGAAAAAAGAUUUGGAGAAAGAUACAAAUACUAUCAAGUUACAAGCUUGAUGAUUGGGGCAUUCGCAGAGGAAGCUGGGGGAAUCGCCUUGCCGGUUAUGCUAGUUUAUAAACCCGGAACUACGAUUUCAACUGCAUAUUUUCAUUUUGCUUGGAAGAAAGUGUGAAAUUUCCACAUUUUUAACUCACCAGAAAAAGUUCCUAGGUAUAGUUAUAGCACGGUAUUAAAACGUCAGUAAUUCCUGUAAUGCAUCUUACCUAAUCUAACUAGGCUCUUAUAGAACAAAAAUGAAGUAUUCAGUAGGAAUUUUAAGGUGCUGUUUAUAAAGUUAGCUAGCA